AUGGGAGCCCCGUUGGAAGCUCAGGAAACCUUGGCGAAGAUGCCUAAUCCAAACAGCCGUCGAUGCCGCUUGCAUAUCAGACAGCAACCUAGAGCUGCACGGGCAGGGCCCGAUGGGAAGGACAGAAGAGCCAUUGAUCCACCACCAAUUCUACAGCUAUUAAUGAACGAUUUCGAUCCUGAUUCUCCAGAUGAUGUGGCCGAAAUACAGAGUCAAUUCUGGAUUGUUCACUGCAGACUGGUGGCAGGGCACGCUCCGGACGUGGACGUGAGUACCGUGCAUCACACGACUGAGGAUGGGAAGAAAGAAGUGCAACGGCUACUUCUGGGUACCUGGGUGGCCAGCCCGACCACAACCCAAGACGAUCCCGAUCCUCAGACGAUGCCCUCUCACCCACAGACGAGACCACCGACAGACCCUCCUCCGAGUCCAACAACGAGAUUUUUGCCCAAUCCGGCAGAGCAGGGUCCAGGCAAAGCAGCAAGGCAUCCAUAUCAGAUUCCAGGCUGCUUUUUCAUCUUCGCCGACAUAUCGGUCCGCAGAGCUGGCGAAUACCGUUUACAUUUCACGCUCAUGAAGAUGGACGAAACGUUUCUCGAGAAGGGUUCACUUCUACCCUGCAUUCAUCAAGUGACAAGCGAGGUGUUCCGAGUGGUCAACGCAAAAGACUUUGAUCAAGUCCAACCUAGCACUAACUUGGUGAAAGGACUACUGGAUCGUGGGGCUGGAUUCCCUCUGAAAUUGAAGAAGGGCACAAGAGAGGGAGGGAGACGCAGAAGGCAACAAUCUGGAGAGAACAGUGAUGAUGACUCAAGAUCUGAGGAUAACGAGUAUUGA
Molecule: messenger RNA, 837 nt
Organism: Rhinocladiella mackenziei CBS 650.93
Lineage: Eukaryota; Fungi; Ascomycota; Eurotiomycetes; Chaetothyriales; Herpotrichiellaceae
Exons: 2
Coding region: 1-837 (278 amino acids)
Source: RefSeq, a predicted model, not a curated record